GUUUAAUCACAGUGAUUCAAGAACUGAGAAACAGAUGGGCAAAAUACUUUGAGUAACUGUUGAAUAGACCAGCUCAAUUGAAUCCACUGGACAUCGAAGCAGCAUGCACAGAUCUUCUUAUAGAUGUCAGUCCACCAACGAUCGAAGAAAUCAGGAUGUUCAUCAAAUAAAUCAAAAGUGGGAAAGCAGCAGGACCUGACAAUAUACCAGCUAAAACACUUAAGUCAGAUAUUACAGAAACUGAAAACAUGGUUCACCUUCUAUUCAAGAAAAUUUACGAUGGGGGGGGACAAGUGCCGAUGGACUAGAAAGAAAGAUACCUCAUCAAGAUAUCAAAGGAAGGAGACCUGAGAGAAUACGAGAACUACAGAGGCAUCACACUACUGUCAGUACCAGGAGAAGUUUUCAACAGAGUGUUGCUGAAGCAGAUGAAAGACGCAGUAGACGCCCAGCUUUGGGAUCGACAGGCUGGAUUCAGUAGGGAUUGAUCGUGCACGGACCGAAUUGCGACACUACUGAUCAUCGUCGAACAAUCAGUUGAGUGGAACUAGUCACUAUAAAUCAACUUCAUUGAUUAUGAGGCGUUUUAUAAUGCGGACAAAAGAACAUUAUGGAGUUCCUGAAAUUACCAACAUUAUCCGGAACUCAUACGACGGAAUACAGUGCAAAGUCGUGGAUGGAGGACAGCUGACAGUUGCAUACCUAGUAUGAACUGGGGUCACAAGGUUGUCUGAUCUCUCCCUUCCUCUUCUUUCUGAUGGUUGACUAGAUUAUGAAGACUUCAACAGACAUGAAAAAGAUGAAUUACAUCUGGAAAGGAUUGACCAGGACAGGGUUCGAUGGAGAGUACUGGUGGGCGACCUAUGCUCCUCCACGAAGAGUAACAGCCGUAAAAUCUAGAGAACAACAACGAAUUAGUCGAGAAAUUGAACGUCAAUUACAUAAAGACAAAAGUGCAGGAAGAAAAGAAGUGAAAUUAUUAUUACUUGGGACUGGAGAAUCCGGUAAAAGUACUUUCGUAAAACAAAUGCGAAUUAUACAUGGAGCUGGUUAUACAGACAUGGAAAAAUAUGCUUUUAAAACUUUAGUAUACCAGAAUAUCUUUCUAGCCAUGCAAACAAUGUGUGAUGCACUGUGUGCACUUUCAAUAGAAUUAGAAUAUCCUGUAAAUCAAGAAAAUAUAGAACUUAUCAUAAAAGUUGAUCUUGAAGAUUCUGUUGAACUGACACCUGAACGUAUCAAUGCUAUACGUCAGUUAUGGGCUGAUCAAGGAAUGAAAGAGUGCUUUGAACGUAGAAGAGAAUUUCAAUUGUCCGACUCAUCGAAAUACUAUUUGAACAAUUUUGAUAGAAUAGCUGAUCCAGAUUAUUUACCAAGUCUACAAGAUAUUUUACGUGUACGUGUACCAACAACUGGUAUAAUUGAAUAUCCAUUCAAUUUGGAUUCAACGGUUUUCAGGAUUGUGGAUGUGGGCGGUCAAAGAUCAGAACGAAGAAAAUGGAUUCAUUCCUUUGAAAGUGUAACUUCUAUUAUAUUUUUAAGUGCAUUAAAUGAAUAUGAUCAAGUUCUUGUAGAAAAUAAAAAUGAGAUAGAUAGUAAUAACUGUCAUAUAUUAAUGAAGAUAUUUAAGGCUAAUUUGAAGGAAAAUAUCUAUUCAUUAUCACAUGCUAAAUUUGUACAAAUAAUUACGAAUCAUGUUUUAGUAAUAGUCCCGAAUUAUACGAUAAUAGCAAAUGAUAUUACAGCCGAUAAACGUAACUCUCUAACUCAAUUGAAAAUGAAAUUUAGUAUGUAUCUUCCUCUUACAAGCUGGAUAAUCAAUCGAAUGGAAGAAAGUCUUUUACUGUUCAAAACUAUUGUAAAUUACGAAUGCUUUCAAUCAUUGUCAAUCAUAUUGUUCUUGAAUAAAAAGGAUAUUUUGGAAGAGAAGAUACAAUAUUCACAUUUGGUUGAUUACUUCCCGAAAUUUACAGGUCCAAAAAACGACGCAAUAGCUGCACGUAAUUUCAUACUAAAAAUGUAUCAAGAAUUGAAUCUAAAUUCAGGACGACCAAUUUAUUCACAUUUUACAUGUGCUACAGAUACAGAGAAUAUUCGUGUUGUUUUCGUAGCUGUGAAGGAUACUAUACUACAAACAAAUUUAAAAGAAUUCAACCUUGUUUGAGUUUUACGCGCCAGAAUAGUGGAUGUUGUCAUAUAACUAGAAUUCAAUGUGUACUAUGGAAUUCUUGACCAUUUCAAAAAUAUAUUCCUC
Molecule: messenger RNA, 2254 nt
Organism: Schistosoma margrebowiei
Lineage: Eukaryota; Metazoa; Platyhelminthes; Trematoda; Strigeidida; Schistosomatidae
Source: the annotation of a GenBank genome assembly